Molecule: messenger RNA, 1542 nt
Organism: Marasmius oreades (fairy-ring Marasmius)
Lineage: Eukaryota; Fungi; Basidiomycota; Agaricomycetes; Agaricales; Marasmiaceae
Exons: 5
Coding region: 12-1454 (480 amino acids)
Biological process (GO): monoatomic cation transport; transmembrane transport
Cellular component (GO): membrane
Molecular function (GO): monoatomic cation transmembrane transporter activity
Source: RefSeq, a predicted model, not a curated record
UAAUAAUAAGAAUGCCAACUCCCCCGGUCUUGUCGUUGCUCAUACUACAGCGACAGACUCUUUUGCUACGUCUUCACUCUCACUUUCCGUUACAUUCUUAUACUAUCUGUCAUUCACCGCCUCGGGAACGACAGAUCUCAUACCUUGCCUUUACCCGGAGAAAGGGAAACGUGUCAUCAUCUCUCUCACUACAUAAAUUCAAGCCAUUAGUGGUUAUAUCUAGGCACUGUCCACGUCGCUCUUUUCAAGAACUCGAACUACCGUCUCGUUACCAAGCCCGAAGGAUGUCGACGCGUAGGAAGGAUGUCAACAAGCACCAGAAUGGCUCUACUGUCAAGCCCGACGAUGAAAACAACCAUUCACACUCGCACUCACAUUCGAUAUUCGGUCAUUCCCAUUCCCAUGAUGAUGAUCACCGCCAUGGUACCGACCAGAUCAUGGCUGCGUUACAAGGUUCCGCUGACCGAGGCAGUAAAAUCACGUUGAUUGGGUUGUACUCGAACGUAGGUUUAACGAUAGCGAAGGGUCUCGCUGGGUGGUAUCUACACUCAGCGUCAUUAUUGGCCGAUGCCGGACACUCCUUGAGUGAUCUUCUCGGAGACUUCGUUACACUCUUUUGUUGGAAACUAUCUCGGAAGCAACCUUCAGAAAGGUAUCCUUAUGGGUUCGCCAAAUUCGAAACAUUAGGAACAACUGUCGUCUCUCUGUUACUCAUAGGCGGAGCACUGGGUAUUGGUUUCCACUCGUACCACCUACUCUUGGCUGCUCUCACCGAAACUGCCCAAACCCUCCCUACUGGGCCGCUCCAGGAAAUAUUGACCAACGUCACACAAGCUGCGCCCGGGGUUCCUGGAACGAUGCAACAUCAUCACGGACAUACCGUUGACCCAAAUGCUGCUUGGUUCGCUGCAAUCAGUGUGCUGGCAAAAGAAUGGCUAUACAGAGCUACCAAACGUGUAGCAGACGAUGAACGCAGCCCCGUUUUACUCGCAAACGCGAUCCACCAUCGGAGCGACGCGUAUUCAAGUGUAGUUGCUCUCAUCGCCAUCCUUGGAACAUCUUUGUUUCCCCAAGUCCCUCUUGAUCCCAUAGGUGGCCUUGUCGUUGCUUUCGUCAUCCUCCAGCAGGGGACUUCACUUUUACUCGGAGCAUGGGGUGAUCUCACAGAUGCUGGGGUUUCUACAAAAACAAGACAAUCUCUUAAGAGUGCUUUAGGCCCCCUGCGUUCCGAUUCCUCUCCAGUUUACCCUGCGAUCAUCACGGAUAUCAGUGAGCUGCGUGCCCGUCGGGCAGGGUCCCUGUUAUACGUCGAUUUGACUGCCCAUGUUUCCAACUCCCUUACAGUGGAGCAACUUUCUGUACUCGAGGACGAAAUAUUGCGUACGAUGAAGGAGAAACGGAAGGAAGUUGCUGAAGUGCGGGUGCGAUUUAAACCUAAUAAAGUAGAAACGUGAAGAAUCAUACCCAUUCAAUCUCACUACCACCCACUUCAUUUUCCGUCUUCUGCACAAAUGCGCCAAGUAUAUCUUCAUGUAAUGGUAA